Messenger RNA from Linepithema humile (Argentine ant), 3249 nucleotides. RefSeq names its product WD repeat domain 59 (gene Wdr59). Gene Ontology annotation, biological process: positive regulation of TORC1 signaling; cellular response to amino acid starvation. Gene Ontology annotation, molecular function: protein binding; signaling adaptor activity. The record is from RefSeq and is a predicted model, not a curated record. NCBI's taxonomy places the organism in Eukaryota, Metazoa, Arthropoda, Insecta, Hymenoptera, Formicidae. Gene Ontology annotation, cellular component: Seh1-associated complex; vacuolar membrane.
UUAAAUAUUUCACAAGCAGUUUAAAUAACGAUAAGGAAUAUCUUUCAAAUAUUAACGAUUGUUGUUGUUUUGAAAUCUCUUACGAUGAACUUCAAUUCAUAUGGUAUGUGACGUUUGUAUAGUGUGUGUGCGUUGCGCGCGCGUCAAGCUGUGUUUUGAUACGAUUUUAACCUUAACGCGAAAUGGUGGCAGGAACGUCAGAGAUUUAUUGUUAAAAUGUCUAAACGAAAUAGCGAUUAUGUCGUUACGGAGCACCGUGACUUGCAGGCUAACACCAUGGCUGUGGACGCGACCGGCAACUAUGUUUUGUUAGCCGGACGUAGAUACUUGGCCAUCAAACAUCUGGAUGAAGACGUGAAUACAGUGAAGAAGUUUCAGCGACAGAGCAAAUAUGAAGUUGGCUCUGCCGAAUGGAACCCGUGUGAUCUAAAUUCUCAUUUAUGUGCAAUUUCUAGUAAUACUCGAAUUGAGAUAUUAAGUUUUAAUGGAUCAGGGGGCAACGAGUUACAAACUACACAGAGUUUAAAAGCUCACACACGAGUCGUUAGUGAUUUAAACUGGCAUCCUAAAGAACCGGACAUUAUUGCAUCUUGCAGUAUCGACACAUUUAUACAUAUCUGGGACAUACGAGAUCAGAGAAAGCCAUACCUAUCUUUGUCCGCAGUUGCGGGGUCAUCCCAAGUGCGCUGGAAUCCAUUAUCACCCCAUACUUUAGCCACGGCACACGAUGGAGACAUUAAAAUAUGGGAUCAGCGAAAGGCAAACAGUCCUGUGCAAUACAUAACAGCCCAUCUAACAAAAAUACACGGUUUAGACUGGUGUCCCUUUCAACAAAAUCAAUUGGCAUCAUCUAGUCAAGACUGCACCGUCAAAAUCUUUGAUAUUAUCAAUCCACGCAGAGCCGAGAAUAUCUUGACAACGAAUUAUCCUGUGUGGAGAGCGAGAUACACGCCCUUUGGCGAGGGUUUAGUUACGAUAGUGGUACCACAAUUACGACGAGGAGAAAAUAGUCUUUUAUUAUGGAACACGUCAAACCUUAGUUCGCCAAUAUACACAUUUGUGGGCCACACAGAUGUCGUGCUCGAAUUUCAAUGGAGGCAUCUAAAACUAGAAAACAACGAGUUUGAACUCAUCACAUGGUGCAAGGAUCAGUGUCUGAGGAUAUUUAAAAUCAAUCCCUUCAUAAAGAAAUUGUGUAGCAACGGUAUAGAUGAUGGUCUGUCAGUUUACAGCCAAUAUUCAGAAGAAAACAAUUUAAGAGUACAAUCUGUUCAAGAACUACAACUCAAUAGUUCCCAGAGCGAGCCUGAAAUAAAUUAUAUCACGACCAAAGUGGACGAGCUUGCGCCGCAAUCUGAAACUAUCAGCGCUCCAGAUAAUUCCAAGAAAAUCUCGUCUCCCACUCAGCCAAAGAGUUUGCAGCAGGAAUUCUCUAUGAUCAAUAUGAAUAUACCAAAUAUAGAGGUGAACGCGAUGGACGCGACAGAGAGGAGCUGUACGAUAACCGCAUGUACAAAGAAUUACAAUGUGAUAUUAAAAGUAAAUUUCCCAGUAAAUUAUCCGUACAGCGCACAGCCGACUUUUCAAUUUGGCACCGGCACGUCCAUCGACAACGCGACGAUGACCAAACUGCAAAAGGUUCUUACGCAAACCGCUCAGCAUCGCGUCAGGAAAAACAGAUCCUGCUUGGAGCCGUGCCUCCGGCAAAUGAUUUCAACUUUGGAACAGACGUGUAAAAAAGACGAGGACGAAAGUGAUCACUUACCGUAUCACAUGCAAGAUAACGGCAACUUUCUGAACUCGCCUAGUAUCUGCUCGAAUUAUCGGGACUCCUAUAUACCUUUUCCCAGAACAUCUGGCGCUAAGUUUUGUUGUGUUGGUAUACUUGUUUGUUUCGGUCGUUCCUCGUAUACAAGAAGAACAUCAAUGAAACCAGGAGACGUGACGCCCAGAGCAUUGUCUGCCUUAGACAACAGUAUCGGUAGCGGCGAGUCUUUCAUGCAUAUGUAUCGAAGUUCCUAUGUGCCCACAAACGACAAUAUAUCCAUUAGCUCAUACUACUUUCAAGAUCGUCAGAAAGACCUUCGACGUGGAUUGCACGGCGCGAAUAGAAUACACGAUCGAUCCUAUUUCAAGAACUAUCACCCGAUGGUUAUGAUCUAUGACAUUUCGUCGUUAUUCUUCGUUAAUAAAGAGCUUGCUGAAAAAUAUACGAUCAAUACCGCCGACAUUUCGACUAUGUGUCAAUACAAUGCAAACGUGGCUUCUGUACUGGAACGGUCUGACUUGGUUCAGACUUGGUGUUUAGCUGGUUUAAUCAUUUCGCAGCCACUUUCCAACACCGAGCAGAACUUAAUCCAGUCGUGUCAAUCUCCUGACGUCGAUGCUCCGUGGCCUUUACAUCCCUGGGGCCAAAACUUGAUUCAUUCCUUAAUUCAGCAUUAUGCGAAUCAAUCUGAUGUUCAGAUGGCCGGCAUGCUGAGCUGUGCACUUAGCUACCGAUCGGAGAACACAGACGCCGCACAAAUGAGAUUGACUAGCAAAUCCGUGAACGUCAGUAGGCUUUCCACAGGAAAAUGGUGGUUGAAGCCUGGCGGUUCGCCUUAUCACACGAUACACUUGGCGGACACCACGCUGGAGGGAUGGAAUUUUCAGAAUCUGAAACAACACCGGUCCAACUCGUGGUCGGAAUCGCUCGACGAUUUAAAAGUCAUUCAAGACACGUUGGGUGAUUCGGCGAGAAACAUCAAAAUGGAAUGCAAUGUACGCAGGUUGCUCGACGAGAAAUACACAGCCUUGUACGACGGUUACAAGAAAGCAUAUGCCGAGGCGUUGCAUAGGUGGGAGUUGCUGGACGGUCGCGCACAAGUCCUAAAACAUUUGAGCACAUCACCGUUCGACGUACAAAAGGGUGUCGAGCUGCAGUGCGAAUGUCGGGUCUGCGGUAAGAUCAGCCGAGGUCCGCAAUGUACAAAUUGCAAAGGUUUGAGCUUCCAGUGUGUCGUAUGUCAUGUAACAGUCAAAGGCGCAAGUAAUUCUUGCAUGUUUUGCGGCCACGGUGGACACAUUCAGCACUUAGCGGCGUGGUUUGCGAAAGAGACAGUAUGUCCGACGGGUUGCGGCUGUCAAUGCCUGCAUGAGAACUCAGUGCUGUUUAAAAUAUAGGUUCUUCAAGCUUUCUUACUUGAGCACCAAGUUCCACCAGUGUUUCAAUCAGAACUGCAGUUUGCACAGUCAUGUGGAGGCAGC